AUGCAUCCAUUGCUACCUUCUAUUUUCAUAUUUACUUCUACUCUUUGGCUGAGUUUCCAUCCCAAUAAUGCUGAAAAUGAUUUGCAAACUUACAUAAUUCAUGUAAGUUUGCCCGAAGAUAACAUUAACUUCGAGAGCUACUACCGGUCCUUCCUACCGAGAGUUGCUCUUCAUUCUGAGGAUGAUCAAUCCUCACGAAUCAUUCACUCUUACCGUCACGUGGCUUCUGGCUUUUCAGCUAGAUUAUCAUCAGACGAAGUGAAAAAAAUGGAAAAGAAAAACGGAUUCAUCUCAGCAACGCCACAAAAAAUGUUGGCAUUGCACACCACGCAUACUCCUGAUUUUUUGGGGUUGCAACAACAUUUUGGUGUCUGGGAAGAAUCCAAUUACGGAAGGGGUGUAAUUAUCGGGGUUCUAGACACCGGGAUUACACCAAGCCAUCCUUCUUUCCACGAUAACAACAUGCCGCCUCCACCAGCUAAAUGGAAAGGAAAGUGCGAGUUUAGUGGAACUGUAACUUGCAACAAUAAGCUCAUUGGUGCAAGGAAUUUUCUGGGUGGCUCUACUGAUCCACCAUUUGAUCAGGAAGGUCACGGCACACAUACUUCAAGCACGGCUGCCGGAAACUUUGUUGAUGAGGUAAAUGUAUUUGGCAAUGCCAAUGGCAGAUCAGCUGGCAUGGCCCCUCUUGCCCAUAUUGCCAUGUACAAGGUGUGUGCACUGCAUGGCUGUCCAAAUGAUGCCAUAUUGGCUGCAAUUGAUGCCGCGAUUGAUGAUGGUGUAGACAUUAUCUCAAUCUCCAUUGGUGGACCUUACAAAAGCUUUUAUGAUGACUACACUGCUGUUGGUUCUUUCGCUGCAAUGCAGAAUGGUAUUUCCGUGAUCACCUCUGCGGGUAACAAUGGUCCAGGCCGUGCUACGUUGUUUAAUGAGGCACCUUGGACUCUCACAGUUGGUGCCAGCACACAUGAUAGAAAAAUAAUAGCCACAACCGUGCUAGGAAACGGGGAAUCAUAUGAUGGUCAAUCACUUUUCCAAUCUAAAAACUUUCCUCGUACCUUAUUUCCAGUGGUAUACAGUGAGGAGACUGCCCAAUGUGAACCAGGAGCACUAAAAGCCGCUCAGGUGGAGGGAAAAAUUGUGGUUUGUGAUAGUGACACUGACGACACACUUCCAAAUUAUCAUGGCCAAGCGGUAAAGGACGCGGGGGGCGUCACCAUGAUUCUUGUCAAUACAAAGGUCUUUGGCGAUACAAUUCUUGAAAUUGCUCAGGUCCUUCCGGCAACGAUUUUGAGUUUUGCUGAUGGGGAAAAGAUUAAGGCGUAUAUUAAAUCAUCCUCCACUGCCAGGGCAGGUAUCGAUUUCAAAGGAACAAAGAUGGGUUUUAACGAUGCACCAUCUAUAGCAGCUUUUUCGUCCAGGGGCCCAAACAAACUAAGCCCAGGCAUACUAAAGCCUGACAUUAUCGGCCCUGGAUUAAAUAUUCUUGCUGCAUGGCCUUUCUCAUUGGAGGACAUAAAUUCUACCUUCAACAUCAUGUCUGGCACCUCAAUGUCUUGCCCCCACCUAAGCGGUAUUGUGGCUCUGCUCAAAAUUGAACAUCCAGAUUGGUCUCCAGCUGCAAUUAAAUCUGCAAUUAUGACUACAGCUGAUCAAUCCAACCACGAGGGUCAACCCAUCCUUGAUGAAAGGAAAUUUCUUGCUGAUGUGCUUGCUAUUGGUUCUGGCCACGUUAAUCCAUCAAAAGCAAGUAAUCCGGGGCUAAUAUAUGAUAUCAACCCAAUGAACUACACUCAAUAUUUGUGUGGCCUAGGCUACACAAACAUGGAGAUUGGGUUCAUUGCGCAUCAAAAUGUGAAUUGCUCAUUGAUAUCAAGUAUAUCUGAAGCAGAGUUGAACUAUCCUUCUUACUCCAUUAUACUUGGAGCAGAGAUUCAAAAAUAUACAAGGAUAGUUACAAAUGUUGGUGAUGGAAACACCACUUAUUUUGUUAGCAUCACUCAGAUUCCAGGCGUUCAUACAUUGGUUGAGCCUACCAAACUUGUCUUCACUGAGGUGAACCAACAAGCCAGAUAUAUGAUAUCCUUCACCCGAACGGGUGAAAUUUCUGGAGAUUUUGUUGAAGGGUCGAUAUCAUGGAUUUCCGAUAAUCAUGUUGUUAGGAGUCCGAUAUCUAUCAAGUUAUUGUUGUCUAACACCGGGAACAAUAAUUUUUCAACAGAAGUCAUUAGAAGCUCACUUUGGCUUUGUACUUUCCUGGCACAUUGUUUGUUUUAUUUCAUUGUAUUUUAG
Molecule: messenger RNA, 2292 nt
Organism: Solanum tuberosum (potato)
Lineage: Eukaryota; Viridiplantae; Streptophyta; Magnoliopsida; Solanales; Solanaceae
Product: subtilisin-like protease SBT1.7
Exons: 1
Coding region: 1-2292 (763 amino acids)
Biological process (GO): proteolysis
Molecular function (GO): serine-type endopeptidase activity
Source: RefSeq, a predicted model, not a curated record